CAUAAAACUAGUUUUCCUUACUGUUUCUCCUCUGUUUUCUUUUUCAUUUUUCUUUUAGAUUAAUCGUACGCAGCCCGCCCCUACCCACUCAACCCUCAAUCGAGACUCGCCGGCGCUCGGCCGACAAAAUAUUAGUUAACGGCAAACUUUGAGAAGGCGAAAGCAGCGAUACGGCGUCGUCGUCGUGUUCAAUUCGCAUCCCCGGAUUUGAAUUACACAUUUUAUCGACCUAAAUUUGGAUAAUGUCGGAGGACGAGAAGUUGCUUAAGGAGGCGAAGAAAUUGCCGUGGGAGGAUCGCCUGACGCACAAGAAUUGGAAGGUGAGAAAUGACGCGAAUAUUGAUUUGGCGGCCGUCUGCGACUCCAUAUCUGAUCCCAAGGACCCGCGGCUCCGUGAAUUCGGUCCGUUUUUCCGGAAGACCCUGGCGGAUUCCAAUGCUCCCGUUCAGGAGAAAGCUCUGGACGCCCUCAUUGCGUUUUUGAAAGCUGCGGAUGCUGAUUCUGGAAGAUACGCAAAGGAGGUAUGCGAUGCAAUAGUGGCAAAAUGCCUGACUGGAAGGCCCAAAACAGUAGAAAAGGCACAGAUGGCAUUUAUGCUCUGGGUAGAGUUGGAGGCCGUUGAACCUUUCCUGGAUGCUAUGGAGAAGGCAAUAAAGAACAAAGUUGCUAAAGCUGUAGUCCCGGCAAUAGAUGUCAUGUUUCAGGCGUUAAGUGAAUUUGGGUCAAAGAUAAUACCACCAAAAAGAAUGUUGAAGAUGCUUCCGGAACUUUUUGACCAUCAAGAUCAGAAUGUUCGUGCCUCUUCGAAAGGCCUGACACUAGAGCUUUGCCGUUGGAUAGGAAAAGAUCCUGUCAAAUCUAUACUGUUCGAAAAAAUGCGAGAUACAAUGAAAAAAGAGUUGGAGGCUGAGCUUGCGAAUGUAAUUGGAACAGCAAAGCCCACACGUAAAAUCAGGUCCGAGCAAGACAAGGAACCUGAACCAGAAGCUGUUCCUGUAGCAGCGGGAUUGGGGCCUGCUGAAGACAGUGCAGCUGAGGUGCCACAAGAGAUUGAUGAGUAUGAACUUGUUGAUCCAGUUGAUAUAUUGACACCUUUAGAGAAAUCUGGAUUUUGGGAAGGAGUGAAAGCUGCCAAAUGGUCUGAACGGAAAGAGGCUGUUGCAGAACUAACCAAACUUGCAUCUACUAAAAAGAUUGCUCCGGGAGAUUUUUCGGAAGUUUGUCGGACAUUAAAGAAGCUUAUUACAGAUGUAAACAUUGCUGUUGCAGUUGAGGCUGUUCAAGCUCUUGCAAAUCUUGCCAAGGGUCUGAGAACCCAUUUCUCAGCCAGCUCUCGCUUUGUAUUGCCUGUUUUACUGGAAAAACUGAAGGAAAAGAAGCCUACUAUGACAGAGGCAUUGACACAAACUCUUCAGGCAAUGCACAGUUCGAUUUCAAACCGAAAAUCAAUUGGUUGGAUUGGUUCGGUUACCGAUAUUAAGACAGCAGUAAAAAAUAAAGUUCCUCUAGUGAGGUCAUUGACGAUGAAUUGGGUUACGUUUUGUAUUGAGACGAGCAACAAGGCUACUAUAAUUAAAGUGCACAAGGAAUAUGUUCCAAUCUGCAUGGAGUGCCUUAAUGAUGGGACACCUGAAGUCAGGGAUGCAGCUUUCUCAGCUUUGGCAGCUGUUGCUAAGAUGGUUGGUAUGAGACCCUUAGAGAAGUCUUUGGAGAAGUUGGAUGAUGUUAGGAAAAAAAAGUUAUCUGAAAUGAUUGUGGGUUCAGGGGACCCAUCCACUGUUCCUAGCUCAGCUGCAGCUCAAUUAUCUGGAGGAAGUAUGCCUAGUACCGAGGCCUCAGAUGGAUCAUUUGUUAGAAGAUCAGCAGCUAGCAUGCUCAGUGGGAAGAAGCCUAUUAAUGCAGCUCCUGUGGCGUCCAAGAAAACGGCAUCAGGGAAAUCUGGUACCAACAAGAAAAUUGAUGGAGGACUAUCAAAAAUUCCUAAGCCCGUGGAACAGGAAGAAAUUGAGCCAUCAGAAAUGAGUUUGGAAGAGAUCGAAACCAGAUUAGGAUCCCUUGUACAAGCAGAUACAAUUACUCAGUUAAAGAGUGCUGUUUGGAAAGAGCGGCUUGAAGCUAUUUUGUCUUUCAAAGAGCAGGUUGAAGCACUAAACAACCUUGAUUCAUCUGUUGAGAUUUUGGUCCGUUUACUUUGUGCUGUUCCUGGAUGGAAUGAGAAGAAUGUACAGGUCCAGCAACAGGUUAUUGAUAUCAUUACGCACAUAGCUUCAACAUCGUCGAAGUUCCCCAAAAAAUGUGUCGUGCUUUGCAUACUAGGCAUUACCGAGAGAGUGGCUGACAUUAAGACUCGUGCUCAGGCCAUGAAGUGCCUUACUACCUUUUGUGAGGCUGUGGGCCCAGGGUUUAUUUUUGAGAGGCUGUAUACAAUUAUGAAAGAUCACAAGAAUCCCAAGGUCCUUAGUGAAGGCUUGUUGUGGAUGGUUUCCGCGGUGGAGGACUUUGGUAUUUCUUUUAUCAAACUGAAGGAUCUAAUUGAUUUCUGCAAGGAUAUUGGUUUACAGUCUAGUGCUGCUGCAACUAGAAAUGCUACAGUUAAGCUAAUUGGUUCUCUACACAAGUUUGUUGGACCAGAUAUUAAGGCGUUCCUCUCAGAUGUUAAACCUGCUCUGCUAAGUGCUCUUGAUGCUGAGUAUGAAAAAAAUCCAUUUGAAGGAGCAUCUGCAGUUCCAAAGAAGACUGUGAAAGUAACUGAUUCUACAUCAUCCGUGGCUGCUGGUGGAGUGGAUGGUCUUCCACGUGAAGAUAUUAGUGAAAAGAUCACUCCGACCUUGUUGAAGGGCCUGGAGAGUUCAGACUGGAAGAUACGCUUGGAGUCCAUUGAAACUGUGAAUAAAAUACUGGAAGAGGCCAACAAGCGUAUUCAACCCACUGGAACUGGAGAUUUAUUUGGAGCUCUACGAAAUCGUUUGCACGAUAGCAACAAAAAUUUAAUCAUGGCAACCUUGAACACAAUUGGUGCUCUUGCUUCUGCUAUGGGCCAGCCAGUUGAGAAGGCGAGCAAGGGUAUUUUGUCAGAUAUCUUGAAGUGUCUUGGUGACAAUAAGAAGCACAUGCGAGAGUGCACAUUAAGUACCUUAGACGCUUGGCUUGGAGCUGCUCAUCUUGAUAAAAUGGUCCCUUAUGUUACAGCUGCUCUCACGGAUGCUAAGCUUGGUGCAGAAGGGCGCAGGGAUCUUUUUGACUGGUUGUCCAGACAACUUGGUGGAUUAACUGAUUUUCCUGAUGCUGUUCAGCUGCUUAAACCGAUUGCUUCUGCUAUGACGGAUAAAUCGGCAGAUGUUCGUAAAGCUGCUGAAACAUGCUUUACUGAAGUAUUGAGGGUGUGCGGACCAGAUAUGGUGAUGAAGAAUUUGAAAGAUAUACAAGGCUCUGCCUUAGCUAUUGUUGUUGAAAGGCUGAAACAUCAUGGGGCAUUCCAUGAAAGCAUCGAAUCUGGUAGAUCAAUUUCAGCAAGUGUAUCAUCAAAAAACACCUCAAAGUUCGGGAAAUCCAAUGGUUAUGGUGACCGAUCACGGCAUGGAACCAGAGCUGCGCCUUCAAGAGCUGUUCCUACCAAGGGUUCAAGACAAGAGACUGUGAUGUCUAUUCAAGACAUCAACAUUCAGUCACAAGCUUUGUUUAAUAUUAAGGACUCAAACAAGGAUGAUAGAGAAAGAAUGGUUGUCCGCAGAUUCAAGUUUGAGGAAUUACGUUUAGAGCAAAUUCAAGAUCUUGAGAAUGAUGUCAUGAGGUAUUUCAGAGAGGAUUUGCAUCGAAGGCUGUUAAGCACUGACUUUAAGAAGCAAGUUGAUGGGAUUGAGAUGCUGCAGAAGGCUCUUCCAUCUAUGGGAAGGGAGUUUGUUGAAGUCUUUGAUAUACUCUUGAGGUGGUUUGUUUUGAGGUUCUGUGAGUCCAAUACAUCGUGCUUAUUAAAGGUGCUGGAAUUUCUUCCUGAACUCCUGGACAUGUUAAGGAAUGAGGGCUACACAAUGACUGAAGCAGAGGCAGCCAUUUUUCUUCCUUGCUUGGUUGAGAAGGCUGGACAUAACAUUGAAAAGGUUCGAGAAAAAAUGCGGGAACUGAUGAAGAAAGUUAUUCACUCAUAUUCUGCUGCAAAAACAUUUCCCUAUAUUUUGGAAGGCCUGCGUUCUAGAAACAACAGAACAAGAAUAGAAUGUGCUGAUCUUGUUGGAUUCUUACUGGAUAAUUAUGGUGCUGAGAUAAGUGGGCAAUUAAAAUCCUUGCAAAUUGUAGCAAGUUUAACUGCAGAGAGAGAUGGUGAUACCAGGAAAGCUGCUUUAAAUACUUUGGCUAUAGGAUAUAAAAUUUUAGGUGAUGACAUUUGGAGAUAUGUUGGGAAGCUUACCGAAGCGCAACGAAGCAUGUUAGAUGAUAGAUUUAAGUGGAAGGCACGCGAGAUGGAGAAGAGGAAGGAAGGAAGGCCUGGUGAAGCUAGAACUGCGCUAAGGCGCUCAGUGAGGGAUAAUGGUUCGGAUCCAGCUGAGCCAAGUGGAGAAGUUUCACGGUCUAUUAACGUGCCUAUAUUCAACCGGGAGAACUUUGGUCUUCCCGAAGUUCACACAGAUAGAUUUCAAUUGACCCAGACAUAUAUUGCUAUGGGCCCUACAGAUUGGAAUGAAGCUUUGGAUAUUAUACAACAUGGUUCCCCUGAGCAGUCUGUUGAAGGGAUGAAAGUUGUAUGCCAUGAAUUGGCACAAGCAACAGCUGAUCCUGAUGGCAACAGAUUGGACGAUGUACUGAAAGAUGCUGAUAAACUUGUGGCAAAGACUUUUGACUUUUGUCUCACUGGUGCCUCUUCAAGGUCUUGUAAAUAUGUCUUGAACACUCUGAUGCAGAUUUUUCAGAACAAGAGACUUGCUCAUGCAGUCAAGGAAAGAACCCUUGAUAUUCUAAUUACGGAACUCUUGCUUUGGCUCUUGGAUGAAAGGGUUCCUCAGAUGGAUGAUGGCAGUCAACUCUUGAGAGCUCUGAAUGUUUUGAUGUUGAAGAUACUGGACAACGCCGACCGAACUUCAUCAUUUGUCGUGCUUAUAAAUCUCUUGCGGCCUCUGGAUCCAUCGAGGUGGCCUGCUCCAGCAACAAACGAGUCUCUCAUUGUUAGGAAUCAGAAGUUCUCGGAUUUGGUUGUCAAGUGUUUAAUCAAACUUACCAAGGUCUUGCAAAAUACAAUAUACGAUGUAGAUCUUGAUCGCAUCCUCCAGAGUAUCCAUAUAUAUCUACAAGAAUUGGGAAUGGAUGAAAUACGGAAGAGAGCUGGAGCUGAUGAUAAACCACUUCGGAUGGUUAAAACUGUUCUGCAUGAGCUUGUCAAACUUCGUGGUACUGCCAUUAAGGGUCAUCUUUCCAUGGUCCCAAUCGACAUGCAACCUCAACCUAUCAUUCUGGCCUAUAUUGAUCUUAAUCUUCAGACUUUGGCAGCUGCAAGAAUGUUGACGCCAUCUGUACCAGUUGGGCAAACUCAUUGGAAUGACUCGAUUGCCAACAACCCAGCACCUGCGGCACACUCGGCUGAUUCCCAACUGAAGCAAGAACUGGCUGCGAUAUUUAAAAAAAUUGGUGACAAGCAAACUUGCUCGAUUGGUCUGUAUGAGCUAUAUCGUAUAACACAGUUAUACCCUCAGGUUGAUAUAUUCGCACAGCUUCAAAAUGCCAGCGAAGCAUUCCGGACAUAUAUUAGAGAUGGCUUGGCCCAGAUGGAGAGAAAUGCAGCUGCUGGAAGAACACAUGCAAGUGUGCCAUUACCUACUCCACCACCAGCAGCUCUUAACCUCUCUCCAAGAUAUGGCCCUCUUUCCCCUGUAAAUAAUUCAAAUCCGUUGACUGACUCACGGAAUAUGAACACAAGAGUUGAACCCACAAAUUUUAGCUUGCCUCCGUCAUAUACAGAAAAUGAUGCCGUCACUUCGAAAGUAUCGAGUUACGACCAAUCGGGGCUACAACAGAAUUUUGAGGAGUCGAGAAAUGACAGAUACCCAGCUGGUGUCGUAAAUGGAUCUCUAGACGCCAUUAGAGAGAGAAUGAAGAGCAUUCAGUUAGCUGCUGCUGGAGUGAACCCCGAGUCAAGAAACCGGCCAUUAAUACAAGUAAACGGAAAUGCUAAUAAUCCAUCCGUUACAGAAGGGCAAACUGGUAAUAGUCAUAUGCAGGGAGGUAUACUUCCUAUGGACGAGAGGGCCUUAUCUGGCCUCCAGGCUCGUAUGGAGAGGUUAAAGAGUGGCUCGUUUGAUUCUUUGUAGGCUGAUAGAGGCUCUAAAGGCUUUAAAGUUGGUGUGAUUUUUUCUUUUUUUAAAUUGUUGCAACAGGUAUUAUGUAAGAUGUUUGUUGCUAUCUUUGUAAAUGGCGACUGUAACUGAUACUAUUUGCAACCACGACUUGAUUUAUUUUCGCGCGCUUGUAAUUUUGAUAUUGGAAGAGCCGAGCUUUAUUAUCUAUUGCAUAAUAUAUAUUUUUUUUGGAACAAUCUCAUUAUGUUUUGUUAAGUUGUAUAUUGUGGUGGUUCAUUU
Messenger RNA from Striga asiatica, 6563 nucleotides. The record is from the annotation of a GenBank genome assembly. Lineage: Eukaryota; Viridiplantae; Streptophyta; Magnoliopsida; Lamiales; Orobanchaceae.